AUGGCUGGCAUCGGUGUAACAUUUUCACGAAGAUUUCUAACAUCUAUCUUCGGAUACCUGUUUUUAUUACACAUAGCAGAAUACAUACCGACUGCCUCGGCUGAAGGCCAUUGCGUGUGGUAUGGCACUUGCACGAAGUUUCCAAAGACGAAGAACUGCGCGUAUGAUGGACCAGCGAAGCCAAUCGACGAGGCAUCGAUGGUGAGUACGCCAAACUAA
Messenger RNA from Parnassius apollo (apollo), 219 nucleotides. NCBI's taxonomy places the organism in Eukaryota, Metazoa, Arthropoda, Insecta, Lepidoptera, Papilionidae. The record is from the annotation of a GenBank genome assembly.